Chondrus crispus (carragheen) is the source of this 1968-nucleotide messenger RNA. RefSeq lists its product as hypothetical. Bases 1 to 1968 code for a protein of 655 amino acids. The transcript has a single exon. Lineage: Eukaryota; Rhodophyta; Florideophyceae; Gigartinales; Gigartinaceae. The record is from RefSeq and is a predicted model, not a curated record.
AUGUUGGAGCAAAUAAAAAAUGAUCUAUACCCGAUCUCGCCAUUUGCAGAGGAGCAAGAGCCAUGGAAAGGGAAGACGGAAAAGACGUUUUGGACAGCGGAGCAAAAGCUCAAGUCGAGGUAUGAGAACGUGAGAAGACGUGAGGCGGAACUAUCGGGCUUGAGAAGCACCCUCGCUGUAUAUGCAAGAUUUCAAUGGAUCUUCACUCUUGGAGAUAAGCUUCGCGCGGCCGCCACAGAGGGUUUAUCAGCGAUUGAGGCCGCUAUCAAGGAAUAUCGAAAGGCUCUGAAAUGGAUGGAUGCACAGGAAGAUGCUGACCUCUCUCAUAUUGAAGCCGAUAUCACAGAUGGCUUCAACAAACUGGUCGACGCCUUACUGAGUCGUCUUUCAACAGCCCACCUCUCCCGUCAGGACACCUCCCGUUUAGUUAACGUGCUUUCAUCCGUGGGCCGUGAUAACGUUAUGACUGACGCCCUGGAGAAACGCAUGAUGUUUGCUAUGGAGGGUUUGAGGAAAGCAAGUGAUGCGACUGCAAUCAUAGCCCUGCCAAGAAUGCCUGAAGAGAGAGUGACACCGGAGGAAGCAACCGAGAUAAUGACGCGGUGCAACACGGCAUUCAUUGCAGGGAUGCUGCAUAUCUGGAGGCUUGGGCGGAUACUGUCCGGCCAAGAGCGCUGGCAAAAAACCGUACACAAGUACCUCGUCGAGUUUUGUCGUGCUUUUGUCGAAAUAGCACGAGCGAAUCUGUUUACCGAUGUCUCGGUGAUAUCGCUUCAAUCGGUCAAGGGAAUAACAGCAGUCGGAAAGAAAGCCAUUAAUGAGCUCCACGUUCCCGGAACAUGCAUUGUUCCGCUUUUGGAACUGGCUAGCACGAUCACACAGCAGUUUUUGCGAUCCGUUUCUGUCUCUGUUCGCUUUAAUGCCAAUCGAGUGGCGGCACAGGCGUUGCAGACCAAUACUGUAAGCAACGAAACCGCAUCUCAGCUUCACUCGAUUAUUGUGGAGGCUUUGGAACAAGUGGACGGAUCCAUUAUUCCCUCGGGGGUUGGCCAUCAAGGACCUGGCGUGAUUGCCUCUGAUUUCUCAUCAAACGGGGCGGGCACUGACAGCAGCGCGCCGAGCGAGAAGGUGUCAGGUCUUACCUUGCUCGCAAUAACGUGUGCGGAAGUGCCAGGAAUGUUUGUGCGCGAUAUUGAGGCUAGCAUGGAAGAGAAGGGUUGUGACGUCGAGACCUCAAGUCUGAAGGUGGCGUCAGUUUGUUCUGAAAUUCGCUGUAGUGUGAUUGAAGAGCUGGAGAUGAGAAUGGGACCAUCGUCGCUCUUCUAUACUGAAGAGACAACGAAGUGCGUUGCAGAGACGAACAGGGCUGUGCAAGAAAUACAAGAGAGAAGCACGGACACGUAUGUUCGCUUAGUCUCUGCCCCCCUCGAAGCUCUUGCUGCCAAUUUAGUUGCUUUUCCGGAAGAGGAACUGGAGGAUAGUUUCAGCAGAGCAGUGCCCAUUAAGAUCGAAGGAAUCUCUAAGAGCGCGUGUGAGGUGACCCUUCAGUUGGCGCUGAUUACGAUAACAACACGAAAGAGCAGCGGCAACACGCGGCUGCUGAGAGAAAUACUGCUGUCCCUCAUACAAGCAGUUGGUCAGACACUGGUCGAUGUUCUAAGCACAGACAAAUUGAUAUACCAUAGAGCAGCGCAAUUGUGGGUUGACGUUACCUACAUACAGGAUAUGAUCACCAGAGGGGCAGAUAGCGAUACCCCUGGCCUGCAGGAGGCUCUCGACGGGUACUCAAGAGUUAAGGAACGUGCCGUUCAAGCCGUGUUGGCUGAUGGAUACAGCUUCAGCAUUGCAGAUAUGAGUGUGUUGAGGAGUUCAGUUGUUGCGAUUGGCAUGGAGCUUGCUCAAAUGGUCCAAGAUUGUUUCCGAGAAACUUGGUUAUCACUCCGAAACCCACAACCGGAAGAUGAGUAG